Molecule: messenger RNA, 3440 nt
Organism: Pungitius pungitius (ninespine stickleback)
Lineage: Eukaryota; Metazoa; Chordata; Actinopteri; Perciformes; Gasterosteidae
Exons: 2
Coding region: 473-1444 (323 amino acids)
Biological process (GO): DNA integration
Molecular function (GO): nucleic acid binding
Source: RefSeq, a predicted model, not a curated record
AACCGGACUUUGAAGAACAGCCCUUGUAAGGGCUGGCAUCACUGCAAAACAGGAUACACUGUUGAGGAGUCUGAUCAAGCGUCGCAUCAUCAUUCAAGCAGUACAGGAGGAAGUCUACAGUCAAGAGAUCAAAUGUAUCCAAAAACAUGAGCAGAUCCCUAAAGGUAGUCCUCUCAAAAAUCUGGAUCCUUUCAUUGAUGCACUCGGCCUUCUGAGAGUCGGAGGCCGCCUCCACAAUGCAAACCUUGAUCAGAGCAAAAAGACUCCAGUGAUCAUUCCUGGCAAACAUCAGGUUGCAACCUUGCUCAUCAAGCAUCACCAUGAACAAAUUUAUCACCAAGGCCGUCUGUUUACAGAGGGAGCCGUCCGUACAGCUGGCUUUUGGAUAGUUGGUGGUAAAAGAAAAGUGAGCAACAUCAUUCACCAGUGUAUAACCUGCAGAAGGCUUAGAGCCCCACUUACUAUUCAAAAGAUGGCCAGUCUUCAAGCGGACCGUCUCUCAACAGAACCUCCCUUUACGAAUGUUGGGCUUGAUGUGUUCGGCCCUUGGAGUGUCUCUUCACGUAGAACAAGAGGAGGCCACUCACACAGUAAACGAUGGGCCGUAAUCUUCACGUGCAUGAGUGUACAAGCGGUUCAUAUUGAAGUCAUAGAAUCCCUUGACACUUCCAGUUUCACUAACGCGCUAAGGCGCUUUCUUGCUGUGCGCGGUCCUGUCAAAAACAUCCGCUCAGACCGUGGCACCAACUUCGUAGGUGCCUGCCGGGAGUUGAAAAUACCCUCAAACAUUGACAACACAACUGUGAAGACUUACUUGUCAGGUCAAGGUUGCUCUUGGACCUUUAACCCUCGACACGCCUCACAUUUUGGGGGUUCGUGGGAAAGAAUGAUUGGUCUUGCAAGAAGAAUCCUGGACUCCAUGUUCCUUCAGCUGAAGGACAAACUUACCCAUGAGGUGCUGGUGACUUUCAUGGCAGAAGUUACAGCCAUUAUAAAUGGCAGACCUCUUGUUCCUGUGACAACCGACUCUGAGGAUUCGAUUAUGUUCACUCCAGCUGCCCUUCUCACUCAAAAAGUGAAUGUCUUGAUUGCUCCUACCGGAGAGUUUGGAGUUUCAGACCUCUACAAGCGCCAGUGGCGGCAGGUACAGCACAUGUCUAACACCUUCUGGGACAGAUGGCGAAAGCAAUUCCUCCCAACACUACAGGCACGCAAGAAGUGGCAUUCCACUCAUCCAAACAUCAACCCAGGAAGUGUUGUUAUCCUCAAGGAUAGUCAAGUACCAAGGAAUGAAUGGCCUCUUGAACUGGUAACACAGACUUUCCCUAGCGAAGACGGGAAGGUACGAAAGGUCGAGAUCAAGGUCACACGAACAGAAGUGACCAAACUCUUUCUUAGGCCUGUUUCAGAGAUAGUGCUUCUUCUCCCCCCAGAGGCCCAGUGAAGUGAACUGUCUAGGAUUUUUUGGGUGGCGUGUAUUCACGCCAGACGGAGAGUGUUUUGUUACAAAAGUUAAAUCUGUUAUACGUUUUAUUUUGAAAACCGGAAAUUGUCAGGUGACAGGAACCAGGAAGUGAGUCGGCUCAGAACUGCCUUUUGAAGUAGUUGUUUUUUCUCCAUCCAGUUGAGUCUGCCUGCAUUCUAUUCCUUUUGAUAGCAUCGUUGUUUUACUCUAUCUCUAUGUCAAUAAACCUGUGGACAACGAAGGACCGUCUUCAGAGUGGUGAUGUGGGGAAAGAGGUCAUCUAACUGCCAAGGUGUAUCGGAACACAUAUACCGACUGCGGCAUAGUGUGUGAUGGGGUCAGCCCACGUAGGCGUGUAUUGGCUGACACCUACAGGUGCAUCAGAUGAGGACUAAUGAGUCCAUAACAUCAGGUUUGAUAAACUAGGAAAUCCCAGGACUUGUUUGAGUUUCACGUUGCCGUCCCUGGUUGGAGUAGGACACAGGCCGGGGGGCGCACGCUAUUUGAGGAUGCCAAACAUUUACAUUGGGCAUUAGGAGGUAAGUGGUUAUGUUUGUUUGGUUUUCACUAUUUCUGAUUAGCCCUGUGACUACGGUAUGUCGUGCAUGUUACGCUCUGUGUUUUGUUAUUAGCCGGCAUACAGCUCACUAGUGUGUGUUUAACUCCUCGUAGCCCUUGGCUCGUCGGACUGUGGCGGUGCGAGACACGUAGACUUACAUGUAAAGUAUUUUCUAUUGCAAUUAACAAAGGAUGACCAGGUGCGCAAUACGGCAUGAUUUCAAGCACAUUCGCCUAGGCAAAGCGACUGUGACGUGGGCCAUAUUAUUAGUUAGCCAUAUUACUAUACGUGUAAUCAUACUGCUCUAUUUUAAUUAGUUAAUUUUUAUUCUAGUUAUCAUUCUCAAUGUUGUCUUUUUGUGAGUAGUAGAGGAAUGAUGUAUCGGGAAAAUGUGCAAUAUCUGCUAAUGUGAACAAUUUCUGUUGUAGAUCUACAAACGAUCAUCAUUCGUAGCCGGACCACUGUUUUCCUCAGUUUAUUUCUUUUUUUUUUCUUUCUUUGGUUUGUAUACUAAGGCAGCUAAAGCCACGUGUCUUGUGCUGUUUGUUGAUGUCUGUUCUCCUUUGUGGGCUCCUUAUUGGGCCUAACCCAGGUAUAGCUCUACUGUGAGGGUAUAGCUGGCAUUAUUCUGCCCUUAAAAGCUUGCAGUGUAAACACUCUUAAUGGUUGAGUUUCGAUACAAUUUGUUGUGUGAUCUUGCUUGAUGUCAACGUGUGAUUUAACUUAGGCGUUUUAAAGUUUGCAGUGGUUCACUAGCGUGUGCAUGAGUAUAUUAGUAAUCACGCAUAGCUGAUUUGUCCGUUGAAAAUUUAGCAGUACGACUAAUUACUUGGGUUGGUCCUCUGGGCCUAUGUUAUGUGUUUUGUUUCCUGGUCCUUUUGUCAUGAUGUACAGUAUAUUGAUUAAUCUAUCUUUGUUACCCCAGCCAAGUACAAGCAAAGAGACCAAAUAACUAUUGACUGUCUGUAACUGCCUCUGGUUUUAUCCAUUUAUUUGGGUAACCUGCAAUACAGAAAUACAUGGUAGCUAUAGAAGCUUGCACUUUUUCACAAAUCAAAAUCAGAAACGAAUCUUUCUAUCACCAGUUCAUGUUUGACUGACAGUUUGUGCUAUAUUGUUGAAACUUGGUGGAGGAGUGAUCAGCCGAGGAAGAACGCAUUAUAUCUUUAGAGAGAUUUUCCUUGGUAGAGCUCAACGGUCUAGUUUCUUUGUGUAUUAGAGCGAUAAUCAUGUUGCCAUUCUGUGCAAUAUUGUCAUCAAUUACUUUCCCAGUUGAAAAAUGUAAAAUCAAACUAUAUUAAAUAUUUCAAAUAAUUGCAAAGAUAAGGCUGUGUGAACUUCGAUUGUGCCAGAAUCUCGCUCAAUGGUCGUGUUUAACGGCUAAUGUUUUUCUACAUCUAUAUAUUGCCUUUUUGA